Raphanus sativus (radish) is the source of this 1487-nucleotide messenger RNA. RefSeq names its product metal tolerance protein 1. The record is from RefSeq and is a predicted model, not a curated record. Gene Ontology annotation, cellular component: vacuole; plasma membrane. Bases 226 to 1395 code for a protein of 389 amino acids. Gene Ontology annotation, molecular function: zinc ion transmembrane transporter activity. The transcript is spliced from 2 exons. NCBI's taxonomy places the organism in Eukaryota, Viridiplantae, Streptophyta, Magnoliopsida, Brassicales, Brassicaceae. Gene Ontology annotation, biological process: zinc ion transmembrane transport.
GUGGGUGCAUCUCGUGACCAUCGGUGGCGGCCGAUUUUUUUUUCUUUUCUCGUUCUUUCUAUAAAAAGACUCCUCCUUUAAGCCGAGAGCAAAGGGCACGAGUGAAUCUAUCUCUCUAUAUAAAAAAGGGUUUUCGUAUCAAUGGUGAAUAUUUUCCACCAAGUUCCUUCACCCUCCUCUCUCUUCUUCUUCUGAGUUACCACAUUCGCCACAAACCUAUUGUGAAUGGAGCCCUCAAGCACCCAGCAUAGUCACAUCAUUGAGGUUAAUGCAUCAAAAUCCGAUGAAGAGAGAACAACACUUGGGACAGUUAAAGUCUGUGGAGAAGCACCCUGUGGCUUCUCUGAUCUCAACAACGCUUCCGGUGAUGUAGAGGAACGCACUGCUUCUAUGAGAAAGCUCUGUAUCGCUGUUGUGCUGUGUCUUCUCUUCAUGACCGUUGAAGUGUUUGGUGGGAUCAAAGCUAAUAGCUUGGCUAUACUGACCGACGCGGCUCAUCUUCUCUCUGAUGUUGCUGCCUUUGCCAUCUCCUUGUUCUCCCUGUGGGCUGCUGGUUGGGAAGCUACCCCAAGGCAGACUUACGGGUUUUUCAGGAUUGAGAUUCUCGGAGCUCUUGUCUCUAUCCAGCUCAUUUGGUUGCUUACGGGGAUUCUUGUCUAUGAAGCCGUUAUCAGGCUUCUUACCGAGACCAGUGAGGUUAAUGGGUUUCUUAUGUUCCUUGUUGCUGCGUUUGGGCUGUUGGUGAAUAUCAUAAUGGCUGUUCUGCUCGGACAUGAUCAUGGCCACAGUCACGGUCAUGGACACAGCCAUGGUCAUGACCAUCACAGUCACGGUGGGGUGACUGUUACCACCCAUCACCACCACCAUCGUGAUCAGAGUCAUGGUGAGGACAAGCAUCAUCACGCUCAUGGCCAUGGGGAUGUUACUGAGCAGUUGCUGGACAAAUCAGAGAAGAGAAAGAGGAACAUCAACGUCCAGGGAGCUUACCUCCAUGUCCUUGGUGACUCAAUCCAGAGCGUUGGUGUUAUGAUUGGAGGAGGUAUCAUUUGGUACAAGCCGGAAUGGAAGAUAGUCGAUCUGAUCUGCACUCUAGUCUUCUCGGUUAUUGUCUUGGGGACGACCAUCAACAUGAUUAGAAGCAUUCUCGAAGUGUUGAUGGAGAGUACACCAAGAGAGAUUGACGCUACGAAGCUGGAAAAGGGUUUGCUGGAGAUGGAAGAAGUGGUGGCUGUUCAUGAGCUUCACAUUUGGGCUAUCACAGUGGGGAAAGUGCUGCUUGCUUGCCAUGUCAACAUCACACCAGAAGCAGAUGCAGAUAUGGUGCUCAACAAGGUCAUUGAUUACAUCCGGAGAGAGUAUAAUAUCAGUCAUGUCACUAUACAAAUCGAACGCUAAAAGCAUAUGCAAAAAUGCAAACAACACCUCAAGAGUCUUUUGUAUCAGUAUUCUCUAUAUUAAUAACAAUAAAGUUUCUAUCUUUUUAUUUA